AUGACAUCCGCGGACGAAGAAAACUCUUAUAUUGAUUACGAAACUUUCCUCUCGCCCACAUUCUCCCCUUCAUCAUUCGCAAACUCUCUUGUUCUGGGGACAAACAACCCUACCGAUACACCCCUCGACCUCUCCACGCCUCUCUCCCGUGUGCUAUUCGAUGCGCAAGAAAUAAAUACACAUAUUGAUACCCUUACAACGAAAAGCGCCCUCCCCCUCCUAUCACAUACCCAAGAUCAGACUGAAUCGAGUCAGAGGAUAGUACAAGAGAUAGAUUCGCAGGUCGCGAGUCUCAAUGAUGGAUAUAAACGACUUGAGAAGGAAGUUUUAGUACGAUAUGAAACCGCAGAGGAAGUCCAAACUGUUGCCAGUAGAUUGUGGGAAACCGUAAGACUGGGGCGGGUAGUCGCACGAUGCUUGCAAUUGGGGAGACAACUUGAGAUUCAACUAUCUGAAAUCGGGAAUACGGGUGCGCCUGUCAAGGUUCCGGGUGCAAAGGAGGAUCAUAAAGCUUUGGUGAGGUGUUCGAAUACACUACUGAAUAUACGAGAGCUUUUCCAGAAAAGUGACCCUGGGGAAGAAGGUCACGGUUUAGAGAGAAUAGAGGUUGUGCGGACGCUUCAAACAUCGAUUAUCAACCCCGCAGAACGAGUCGUACUUUCCAGAUCACAGCAACUUAUUCGCGAAUUUUCGAUGAGCAAUUUAUCAUCCAGCAGCAACACAUCGACAUAUGCGCAGACCAGGGAUACCAAAGAGCGCACAGAUUCGGCUUUGAAAACUUUAUACCUUCUAUCCUCAACAUCAGGACUUAACAGCAAGAACGCGAAGAAACUAAAAUGGGAGCCAAAUCUCCUCGUUCAAUCGCUUCAGGAUUAUCUCCGGACUGCUCUCACUAGCUCAUUGGCAUCUCUUUCUCGUGCUCUUGCUACGCUUCCUACACUCGAUCGAACUCUUCUCGAGGUAUCCGCUCGAUGUCAAAAUGUUUUAGCGCUGGAAUCACUACUCGCAUCUAUACAGCCACCGGCGCACCCAAAUUUGCCCUCAGAUGACUUGGCACCAGCCAAUUUUCUCCAGCCUUUACUCACAUCUUUAGAAACUGGUUCAUUACCAAGUUAUUUCUGGAGGACUUUAGCUGGCGGUUUGACCACAAAGGUACAAGAAAUUAUCAAUAAAGGUGGUGUUAGCGCUAGAACGUUAAGAAGCAAUCGUAACAGUGUUAGGGAUGCUAUUCGAGAAUGCGUCGUGAAAGGGAGCCGAGCACCAGCUGGAAUCACUGCUUUGAAAGGCGAGAAAAAAGCAGAUGCUAGCUGGGAACGAGAAGUAGCGGUAAUGGUUGGAAGUGUUAUGGGUCCAUUAGGCCGCUGA
Messenger RNA from Botrytis byssoidea, 1365 nucleotides. RefSeq lists its product as uncharacterized. Gene Ontology annotation, cellular component: COG complex. NCBI's taxonomy places the organism in Eukaryota, Fungi, Ascomycota, Leotiomycetes, Helotiales, Sclerotiniaceae. The transcript has a single exon. The coding region runs from base 1 to 1365 and encodes 454 amino acids. Gene Ontology annotation, biological process: intra-Golgi vesicle-mediated transport. The record is from RefSeq and is a predicted model, not a curated record.